ACGCUUUAAUAAGUUCCUAUUAAAUAACUGAACCGUAAAUUCGAAGCUUAAUUGAUUGAGAUAGCACUCGUCCUUUCGCGUGUGUUUCCCUUCUCUUUCUACGUGUCUAUAUGCCUCUCUUUCGCACAUCCCCCUCACUUCACCUACCAGGCAGCUGGUCGAACAAUGGUUCGAACAUCUAGCUCAUUGGCGUUCUUAUUUUCGCUGUGUACGGUUCGUUCACGAACCAUUAAAUUUCCCUAUUUAUAAAUUUAAAUUCUAAAUUUAAAUUUUAAUAUAAUUGUGUUCUCCUGAAGAAGCAGUGACCAACAGUAUUUCACGAAAAACGCUGCUAUUGCGCUACGUUUAUGUUGGUUAAUAUGCAAACCUAGUUAGUGGUUAUAUAAACAAAAGGUGCUCAUGAGAUGGGCGCCUACGACUACUACCUGAGCCGACCUGUCCCUCCACGCGCCCGCCCUGUCCUCGCGAGACCAGGCCUUCGCACUCAGAAGAGCUUUCAGCCACUGGAAACGUGUGCAUUUUCCAAGAAUAACUUAUGAACUGCCUCAUUACCGUCAUUCAAGUGGUUCGCUGGAUUUGAUUCAAUGUUGUUAGAAGAAAAAAGAGGUAGUUGUACGCGUUUAAAACUAUGCUAAUUAGCAAACCUAAACUCAGUCGCCGCACUGUCAUGGCGCCGUUGUCUACGCUAGUAGUUGUAAACAUCGAAUGUUUAUGUAACUUAUCUACCUCUUUUUAACAGACUUCCAAAAAGAAGGAGGUUCUACGUUCGGCUGUAUGUAUGUUUUUUUUCAUGUAUUUUCUUCUAAUAUCAUUGAUUUGAGUCCUGUUUCUGCGAUAUAAUGCUUAAAAUCGAAUCAAAACAAACUAUUUUUAUUCGAUAACAAGUCUCAAAAUAAGUUUUCGACAACAUGACGGGGAAGGUAGUUUAAUAAAUAAAACUACCAGAAUUGUAAGGUUUUUUCAGAUAGUAUGACAGUCGCCUGUAUGACGUUCAUAAUACGUACUAUAUAUCAUCGUGAAUCGCGGCGAACUUUCAAGAGUAAAACGAACUGCCAUCCGCACCAUUCUACAUGAAACGAUCUGUAAUGCAUUUAAGAUCGAGUCGUGGUCAAAAUCGAAACUUAAACCUCUACCACCGUAGAUAUAAUAAGCCUCUACAUUAUAAAUUGAACUCUCGAGGCUCAUUAAAUUCUUCUACCUGUCUACCUUUGUUACUAUAUCAUCGUCAUUUAUAUUUUAUACAAACGUAAUAUGGCACGCAGAAUGCGUAAUAGUACAAGUAAGUAGGUAUAGGGAAAAAUAUUCUAUAAGAAAGAAAUACCUGUUUUAUUUUUUAUUUACCCGGCAGAUCUCUUUGUAAACUAACGAGCAUAAAUUUUAGUUACAUGUAAAAUAUAAUUCGCGAUUUGCUCAUACAAUGAAACAGGAACUAAUGCCAAUAAAAAAUGUUAAGUUAUUCUAAACUAAAAGGUCAAUCUGUCAACUUAAAAGUAUCUUUGUUAAUUCAGUGAUAUCUACGAGUCGAUUUGAAUCACUUAGGUGUGUUAAAUUGUAUAAUACAUUUUCAUACUGUGAUGGUGUCUUUUGAGAAUCCUCCGCGAUUGAGAAGCUUACAACAAACGCCGUGAAAAAAGUGUUUUAAUACAAUGCUAUUAUAUUUCAGUUUAGUAUUCUUAACAUUUACUUCAAAAGUGCUGUCAUUCAAUUCGUACAAGUCACUUCCAGAAGACGCGAAAUUAUUUUUCACGGAACUGUCUUUCAAAUAUGGACACCCGGCAAAGGAAUACCGAGUCGUAACUGAGGAUGGGUACAUUUUACAACUGUUUCGUUGGCCGGGUAAGAGUAAAAUUCCAGUUUUACUCAUGCAUGGACUGUUCAGUACCGCCGACUCUUGGAUACUUAGAGGAAACACAUCUUUGCCUGUCGCUUUAGUAAAUGCUGGAUACGACGUCUGGAUUGGCAACAUUCGGGGCAACAAAUAUUCCAGAAGACAUUCCAAUCUAAAUCCGAAUAAAAGAAAAUUCUGGAAUUUUUCGUUCCACGAACUGGCUGUCUACGAUUUGUCUGCCAUCAUCGACACGGUGCUGGACAAAACAGGAGCGAAGAAAAUCAACGCAAUGGGCCAUUCGCAGGGCAAUUCGAUCUUCUACGUCCUAAGUUCCACUAGACCGGAAUACAAUGAAAAAGUCAAUUUACUUAUAGCACUGUCCCCUGUAUGUUACUUCAAUAAUGCCCAACCGCCCGUGAAUAACGUUUUAGAGUUUAUACCAAUAUUUGGUAGAAUAACAAAAGGCUUUGUGGCCGAGAUUUUCGGACCUGGUCUAAUAAGGGUUCUGCUAGAAAAUAUCUGCCCUAUACCAGAUUUAGGGUACUUUAUAUGCGCUGAAAACAUUCUCUUUCCUUUAGCUGGAUUCAACAAAGCCGAAUUAGGACCGGACUUCGUGCCAGUGUUGACUACGCACUUCCCGUCGAGCAGUUCCUUGAAGAACUUGCUACAUCUAGCACAAGUUUAUGACAGAAAAAUAUUCGCUGCAUACGAUUACGGUCCGAGAAAUGUGUUAGUUUAUAACUCCACUGAACCUCCGGAAUAUGAUUUGAAUAAAGUAACAAUGCCCGUGGUUCUGAUAGCGGCCAAAAAUGAUCGACUGUCCACAUUGAAGGAUGUAGAACUUUUGAGAAGAAAGCUGCCUAACGUAGUGGGCGAAUUAGUAAUGGAACCAGACAAGUUCAACCACAUAGACUACUUAUGGGGUGAGCAUACAAAUGUUUACCUGCACCCUUUCAUUUUGAGUGUGUUAGAAAAAUAUUCUUGAAAAUUAGAACUGUCAUAUUUUAAGUUAAAUAACACCGGUAGGUACAUAUUCAUUUGUUGUAAUGAAUUAUAAUUAAACAUGAUUGUGUCAAAAUCAUAAAACGGCCGGCACGUCUCUAACGUUGUCUACAUAGUACGUACAUUGAAAAGUUCAAUGCAACGUAACUAAAACGCAGGGUAGGGACUAAAAGAUGUAAGAUUUUAAUGGACUAAAAGUGAUUGCUUCAGUAGGUAUAGGUAUAAUAAAUGUGUUGUUUAUAAAUUCUUGUUAUAUUAUUAUCUCUGUCACCUAAAAUUAAAGAUGAACUGCUAAUUCAAUUAAAUACUUAUCAAUAAA
Bicyclus anynana (squinting bush brown) is the source of this 3149-nucleotide messenger RNA. Its product is annotated as lipase 1-like. The coding region runs from base 1647 to 2813 and encodes 388 amino acids. The record is from RefSeq and is a predicted model, not a curated record. Lineage: Eukaryota; Metazoa; Arthropoda; Insecta; Lepidoptera; Nymphalidae. The transcript has 2 exons. Gene Ontology annotation, molecular function: hydrolase activity, acting on ester bonds.